UUAUUUACCUAUAUUUUUAUUUUAUUUUUAAUUAAAGUUUAUGCCAAUAAUUUUCCUCUGUGUUUGUUUAUCGUUGGUUGGAAUUACAAUAAUUCAAGAAUUUUCUGUUGCAAAAUUUGGUCUUUUAGUUUUGGCAAUUGCUUUUUUAAUUUAUUUUGUUUUUAUUUGGGAAAGAACUUUUUUAAAUCGUUUUCCUAUUUUUAAAGAGAAUUUUUCUUUAAUUAAUGAUAAAAUAGCUUCUUUUGUACAAAUUAUUUUAAAUGGAAAAAUAGAAUUAUUUAAUGGAGAAGAAUUCCUAAAUAAUGAUCCAAAAAUUGUUGAAGAAGAAAAUAAAAUAAAAAUAAUAACAGGAAAUAUUAAAAUAUAUCCUUUAAAAGAUGAAGAAAAAAUUAACGGAAAUUACAAACAAAGAAGAAGAAGAAAAAGUAAUGAAUUGACUAAAAUUAAUUAA
Messenger RNA from Meloidogyne enterolobii, 451 nucleotides. The record is from the annotation of a GenBank genome assembly. Lineage: Eukaryota; Metazoa; Nematoda; Chromadorea; Rhabditida; Meloidogynidae.